UUAAGAUCUAUGAUGUGCAUUUAACAAUUUGUAUUGUUGUAAAACAAUUUAGUUACUUACUCGAGACCCAUGACGUAAACGGAGACUUUAUAUAAUCUACAUGCUGGACCUGGACCUGGACCUGGACCUGGUUCACAGGGAAUCGAGGGAGGAGUUUCGAAACCGGGAGUGAAGUUGAACUCAGACUGCUCCAAUCUGGCAACCCGGUGUGGAGCGAGUGAGUGAGGGAGAAAGCAGGAGAAAUGUGAAAAAUCCGUGUCUCGGUGUUUCAUGGCGCGCGGAGGCCCCGAGAGCCGCGGAGUGAAGAGCUGACGGAUCAGCAGCAUGACAGCGGCGGUGUGAAGCACUGCCAGGCCGCUCUGUCAGCUCGUGUGACUGGCAGCGGAGACGGAGGACGCGAGCAGAGGCCAGGAGGAUGGAGAUUACUCACAUCGUUCCUGGAAUCUAGUUUAUAUCGGAGAAGACCGGCGACCACACCACAGUCGUGUUCUGCCUGCUGGAGGAUGUGGUGCUACACUUCACCCGUUUGAUGGACCCGUCGUAUAAACAGCAGCACCUUCUACAGCCCGACGUGUUUGAUGUGGACUUUGCUGGACACCAGCGAGGUGGGCAAUCGAGAACAACACAGAUACACCACGUUACAGCAAAACCAAGGUGAAAGAGCGCAAAAUGGAUGCCUUUUCCAUUAAGGUAGUAGACAACACCACGGGCAGGCUAGAACAUCACACUAGCUCUCAGUCCCAGGCCAAGCACUUCUAUAAAAAGGAUGAUGUUGGAGGAAGUGGGAGGGGUUUAUGCAAAGCAGAUGGAGGCACCAGCCCUGAAGAGGCGACACCACAAGACAGCCCCGCCUCUUUUAACAGAGAGCAAAUCAUUGUUGAAGUGAACCUUAACAACCAGACUCUGAAUGUUUCCAAGGGGUCAGAGGGCAAGAGCAGAGAGCGAGGGCAGACUCGUCACCGCACACCUAGUGAUGAAGACAAGGACUAUGAACAGAGGCAGGAAGAGAUGGAAAUUAGCACAGAGGAGGAAAAGGAUGAUGACGAUGAAGAAGAAGAGGAAGAAGAGGAUGACGACGAUGAUGACGGUGAUGAAGUGGAGAACGAUCUUAGCAUUCCAGAGGUUCCACAGACAAUCAUGGAGAGACCGCGGCGUGGGACGAGAGCGAGCGCCGUGUCCUUGUGCCAGGGCCUGGGCAGUGGCAUGCUGGCUCAGGGGAAAAUGGAGCAGGAGAGUUUGGGCCAGAAGGUAAAGCUGGAGGAGAAGCAGCACUUCGCUUGCAAGAAAUGUCCACGUGUAUUUAACAAUCGCUGGUACCUGGAGAAACACACCAACGUCACACACAAUCGCAUGCAGAUCUGCAACAAGUGCGGCAAACGCUUCCUUCUGGAGAGUGAGCUGCUGCUGCACCAUCAGACCAGCUGUGAGAAGAGCAUACAGUGUGUGACCUGUGGGAAGGCCUUUAAGAAGUUAUGGUCCCUUCACGAGCACAACAAGGUCGUCCAUGGCUACGCUGAGAAGAAGUUCUCCUGCGAGGUGUGUGAUAAGAAGUUCUACACGAUGGCACAUGUUAGGAAGCACAUGGUGGCCCACACGAAGGACAUGCCGUUCACGUGUGAGACGUGCGGGAAGUCGUUUAAGCGCAGCAUGUCUCUGAAGGUGCACUCUCUGCAGCACUCGGGGGAAAAACCCUUCAGGUGUGAGAACUGCAGUGAACGGUUUCAGUAUAAGUACCAGCUCCGCUCUCACAUGAGCAUCCACAUCGGCCACAAGCAGUUCAUGUGCCAGUGGUGCGGCAAAGACUUCAACAUGAAGCAAUACUUCGACGAGCACAUGAAGACCCACACUGGUGAGAAGCCGUACAUCUGCGAGAUCUGCGGGAAGAGCUUCACCAGCCGACCCAACAUGAAGCGGCACCGGCGCACGCACACGGGCGAGAAGCCGUACCCCUGCGACGUGUGCGGUCAGCGCUUCCGCUUCUCCAACAUGCUCAAGGCGCACAAGGAGAAGUGCUUCAGGCUCAGUGGCUCUUUAGGAGACGACAGCAGCGUGACCUCGGGGGGUGAAGGGUCACACCCUUCCUCUCAUCCUCUCCUCCACUCCAUUAGUGGCCUUCCUCCUUCUCCUUCUCCUCCUCCUCCUCCUCCUACGUUCUCCAACUCAAAUAACGACUAACAAAUUGGUGGAAACCUGGAACGCUUUUCUUUAUUUUUUCUUUUUUUUUUUUUCAGUGUGGUGAACCAAAAGCAGUAGUUCAUUCAGUGGGUGAUGUCCAUGCGCAGAGGAGUUUGAAUGAUGUAGCAGGCUUUUUAAGCAGUGUGUGACACUGUGUGAACUCAUUUUCAAGAGAUAUUUUAUACACAAUCAAGAUCGGCUCCUUAUAACUACACAAAAAUUUGUUCUCUAAUGACGCAUCGUUGUGGUUAAGUUCUCAUGCGCAGCCGAUUGCGCAAACAGACUUUACGUCCUGUCCGUGUGUGUGUGUGUGUGUGUGUGUGUGUUUAGAUGCUAGAAACAGGCCUGUUCUCUGCUCUCAGAGGAGUCACCAGUGUUGUAUGUUGUGUAUUCAGCCAGCAGAGGGAGGCGUGUGACCGAGCAGCAAUGCAAAAGAUCUUUUCUUUUAAUUUUCUCGAGAAGGUGCCGAUGUCGAUAACCAAAUCCCUGCGUCCCUGCAGUAACCAAACCCUGUGUGCUUAUUAAUGAGGUAUAACGUGUUUAUAAUCACUCCUGCACCUUAUUUCUAACUUUAACCAUACACACACUUAUGUUGUAUCGGUUAAUGUUGAUAGCAUGUCUCUAGGCACAUGAGGGUGGGGUCGUGGGGUGAGAAAGGGGGCGGAGUUACACAGAACGUUUUACAAGAAAACCUGCAGAUGUCAGAUAUUUAAACCGUUUUCAUUUUUGUUUGUUUGUUUGUUUGUUUCUUCUUUUUUUUUAUGUAAAAUUGCACUUUAUUAAGAAUCAGUCUGCAUAUCGGCCAUAAACAGGACAGAGAUAUCGGGAUCGGAGGACGCCUCUGAUUCUGUAGAUAUCUAGCAUUAUAGCAAUAUACAGAUAUUCAACUAAAGAUGUUUGCAGUUUUGUACAUUUGUCUGUACCGGUAAUAAUUUAUGGUACAUUCAUGUUUGGAAAAUGUAGCUUUUUAUGAAUUUACUCAUUCUAACGUUACACUUCAUUUUCAAACUCAUUAUCGAGGUCAUAUUUUGGAUUAGAAAUCGAAUUGGACAUUUUGCCGGAAAGUCAUUUGUCUUCUUUUGAUUUUGCCCGUGGACGCUCUCAUAGAAGCGGCUGUUACGUCGAUCUAAACGAUUCAUCUUUACAUCGAACAAGACGUUUUCAGUCACUGAGAUAUUUUCUUUCAUUCAUGUCCAUUAUUAUAUAAUAGAACUAAUUAAAAGCUUCAUAGAAAUAGAUUUAGAAUGUUGCGUUAGUGAGCAAAGGCUCUGUGGCUCGGUCUAGUCUAGUACUUCAUAUCUGUAUCUGACACGGAUAUCUCAGAAAUUUUUCCGAAAUGAUAUUAAUGUCACUAGAAUUUAGAUUUGAAUUUUAUAAUUAUAACUAUAAUCCAACCAAAUGAAAAUAUAAAUUUUAAUCUUAAUUGAAUUUCAAGAUUUACUUUUUCAGGAUUUACUUUUCAAGCCUAGCAUUUCUUUUGCACAUACAUUGGACAUACACCUUAAAAAAUUGAAAAUCAAAAUAAACAACUAAAACUAAAUUGAAUAUUAAUUCUAGUGGCUGAAAUAUCAUUAUAAAGCCAAACAGAAAAAAGCUUA
Messenger RNA from Hemibagrus wyckioides, 3773 nucleotides. RefSeq names its product zinc finger and BTB domain containing 47b (gene zbtb47b). The transcript is spliced from 7 exons. Gene Ontology annotation, cellular component: nucleus. Gene Ontology annotation, biological process: regulation of transcription by RNA polymerase II. The coding region runs from base 670 to 2175 and encodes 501 amino acids. Lineage: Eukaryota; Metazoa; Chordata; Actinopteri; Siluriformes; Bagridae. Gene Ontology annotation, molecular function: DNA-binding transcription activator activity, RNA polymerase II-specific; RNA polymerase II cis-regulatory region sequence-specific DNA binding. The record is from RefSeq and is a predicted model, not a curated record.